Morone saxatilis (striped sea-bass) is the source of this 9914-nucleotide messenger RNA. It is a transcript of the gene plekhg2, whose product is annotated as pleckstrin homology domain containing, family G (with RhoGef domain) member 2. The transcript is spliced from 22 exons. The coding region runs from base 10 to 7992 and encodes 2660 amino acids. Lineage: Eukaryota; Metazoa; Chordata; Actinopteri; Moronidae. The record is from RefSeq and is a predicted model, not a curated record. Gene Ontology annotation, molecular function: guanyl-nucleotide exchange factor activity.
CAGCAUCCCAUGCCUGAGGGGUCACGGCGCGGCAGCCCCGAGAGAUCGCCUAGCAACACAGCCACCAAGCGUCCCUCCUCAGUCUCGUCUCUGAGUGGGAUUGUGGGUAGGAUGAUGUCGUCCGGUGAGCGAGGAGCCUCGUCCUCCUGCACCUCCGUCAACACCGUCUGCUCAGACGGCGAGCGCCCCGCCUCCCUCUCCCUCUCCUCCUCUGCGUCCUCCGUCUCCCUGCAGGACACUUCCCACUCCUCCUCUUCCUCCUCCUCCUCUUCCUCUCUGCCCUACGGCGCCGUGCCGACGUACAACGCCUCUCUGUCGGCGUCCUCCACGCCAAAGAGGAACGGCUCAGACAUCAGCCUGGACCUCACGCCCCUCGUCACACCACACGGAGGAGGAGGAGGAGUUCCUGGAGGAGGAAGAGGAGUUUGUGUUGCGAGGGCGACAGAUGGAGGUCACCCCCCGAAUGGACAUGUAGCCAAUGCAGCGGCAGCGGCGGCAGUGGCCACGCCCAGAAGACAGCUUUCACGAAUGGAGCGAGUCGUGAUGGAGAUCGUAGAGACGGAACAGGCCUACGUCAGAGAUCUGAAGAGCAUCGUGGAGACGCAGCAUCCGGCGUCGCCUCACCUACCAGAACGUACACCGUCUCCAACCUGUGAACAGGAAACCACCUGUGCUGUCAGGGACGCCCGGCUCAGGCUGGCAUCACACAGGAAGUCAAACAGGAAACAACAGAAUAAAAACAGGAAGUCGAUGAGGAGCACAGAAAGUCACACUCUGUUUUGCAACAUCGAGGACAUCUACGAGUUCAACAGUGACCUCCUGGAGGAUUUAGAGAGGAGUCCUCACGCUGCAGCCAUCGCCGAGUGCUUCGUAGAGAGGAUGCGUCUUAGGGUUGAGACGCCUCGCUCAGAUCGAUUUCCAGGUCAGAAAGACAGAAAGAGCUUCAGUCCUGCAGAAAGAGAGAAGCUGGCGGUUGCAGCAGAAAGUCCAGUUCAUUCGGUGGCGGUACUGAGGGAAUGUAUGAAGAACAAAAGUCUGGUUUGUUUCUUCCAGGAGAGACAGACGACUCUGAACCAUUCGUUACCUCUGGAGACGUACCUGCUCAAACCGGUGCAGAGGAUCCUCAAAUACCACCUGUUACUACAGGAACUUUCGAAGCACUUUGACAAGAACGACCCCGGAUAUGAGGUCGUUGAGGACGCCAUCAUCACCAUGACGGCGGUCGCCUGGUACAUCAACGACAUGAAAAGGAAACAGGAACACGCAGUGCGACUGCAGGAAAUUGAGUCCCUGCUGGUGAACUGGAGUGGGCCAGACCUCAGUGGGUUCGGUGAGCUGGUUCUGGAGGGUUCGUUCAAGGUCCACAGGGUGAAGAAGGAGAGAGCCUUCUUCCUGUUCGAUAAGAUGCUGCUGAUCGCCAAAAAGAGGCUGGAGCAGUUUGUCUACAGCACACACAUAUUCUGUUGUAAUCUGCUGCUGGUCGAGACUCUGAAGGAUCCUCUGUGUUUCAAAGUGUCAGAUCAGACGAUUCCCAAACAGCAGCACACCGUCCAGACAAAGAACCAGGAGGAGAAGAGACUGUGGGUGCACUACCUCAAGAGACUGAUCGUAGAAAACCAUCCUGCUUCUCUACCACAGAAGGCGAGGCAGGUCCUGGGAGACAACUUCUGUCAAUCUCCUCAGUUCGACCAGGACAACCUGAAGAAGUCCUCUUCGCGAUUGGAUGACAUCCACGGCUAUCACAGAGGCAGACGUCAAUCAGGUCAGGAGCCUCCAGAGCUGCUGAUGUACACACCUGAGAAGUCCAGGAAGGGUUUGCCGCUGCUGCUGGAGGGAAACCUGCCGUACAGACGCACCAGGAGACAGUCAGCUCCAGCUAAAGACAUCGAAGCAGCGUUCCACCCCAACGCUCUGAAGCAGGCCGGCAGCGAGGGCGAGCUCUGCCAGGCCGACAGUCUGGGCUCCGCGGGCAGCAGCAGCACGCUCGCAUCCUCCGUCAUCGAGGUGGAGGCCGAGAGAUCCGAACUGGGCCUGACGCCACAGCUGCGACCAAGCCAAGAGGAAGAGGAGGAAGAGGAAGAGGAGGAGUUGACCGCCCUCAGCCCUCCUCCCACGCUGUCCAUCACAGAAGAGAUCCUUGAGUUCAUCAACCAGAGCAGAGCCAGAGAGGGACUCACCGCCAUCCACACUGACACAACGGAGCAGGUCAUGGAUCAGCCCAGAGAGAGUCAGCCUCCAUCUAACCAGGACAACUUCACCUGUCCACUGCCCCCAGUCGCCUACCCCUCCAGCCCAGAGCAAAGACCCACAAUGCAACAGGAGCAGGAAAGAGCAGAGAUGGAGAACGACAGCAUCAUUCAAAGUCAGACCGCUGACUCUGGAGAGGAAAAUGGACUUGAAGGUGAAUUUAAAGAAAUUUCAGAUGCAACAAGUCAAGUGGAAAAGGGUGUGGAGGUAGAUGAAGAGACCCAAGGAGAUGUCGUAGAAAAAGAGAAAGCUGAGAAGAAACCAAGAGAUGAAGAAGAGGGAGAGAGCAUCAUCAAUGCCCCAAUAUCAGAUCUUCAUCCCUCCAUCUCAGCAGAGGAAGGAAGAGAGAACAGCAGUAGUUGUCAUAGGGAAGAGGUGAACACUGAGGCCACCACUUCCUCCCUAAAUCCUGAUUCCCUUCAUCCCAUUAAGAAACGCCAGCCACCCACGAGAGGCUCUCACCUCACCAAACGUGACAAGAAGAUCAUCGAAAAGAUCAGGAGUUAUUAUGAGGCGGCAGCCGAGGCCGAAGAGGACGAGGCAACGGAGGAAGAUGAACAGGGAGAAGGAGCCGCAUUAACAAGGAGAAACAGUUUCUCACAAAUCCCAUCUGGCUUGGUGAAGGAUUCUGUAUCACGCUUCGAUGUGGGCGGACAGCCGGGGGAGCCAGAGAGCGGUCGUCCUAAGUAUGAAACAACUGAUAGAGAGACUGAUCAAGAGACAGAGCCCCAUUCCCCCACUAGUCCAAUCUGUCCCCCAACCCCACUCCUAGAAAAUGCAGAGAGUGAAGGACAGCCAGAUAAACCAAUCAGCUCCUUGGAUUCUGAUGCAGAGGGCUCAAGCAUGUCACCAAUCUCUACCGUCAUGCAGGACAAGGAGACCCCAAACCAAGUGGGUCUGAAUCUGCAGUCGAACUCAAACAGGCCUGUUGGAGAAGAGGUUGAGAUACAGGAUGAACAUGGAAAGGUCUGCAAAGGACCACUGGAGGAAAGACUGGAGGAAAAGCAGGAGCAGGAGGCAAGUGUUGUGUCUACUGGGCAGCAAGAAGAGGGAGCAUCUAUUACCAAACAGUACAAGUGCAGCAAUGAAACGACCAAAACCAGUGCUGGAAACCAAGCUGCUAUGAAUGGGCAUGAAGCUAACCAAGCAGGUCUAGCUGAACCAAAUGGAAGUCACAAAGAACCCUCUACACCUCUGCCACCAAAAGAACAAUGUCAGACCAAAACCUCUUGGGCUAGAACCAAACACAGAGACCUGGGUAAGACCAGUGCGAAUCUUGAGGGUUUUCCCAGUCAGAUAAAAGUGGGUCGGUGGUCCCAUCACUCCAGAAUUGUCUCUGCAAACCGGGCAUUGUUUGAGGGAAUGGGAUCAGACGUAGCCGGUAUCGGGUUUUUUGAGGCCAGCCCUGUGGUGGACCCCAUGCUGAUGGAAAACUCAGAGCGUAUUCUGAGUAAGGUCCAAACAUUGGCCCAGAUGUACAGUGCCAAAGCCAGCACCAUGAAGGUCCCACUGCAUCAGAAGAGGGCCAGCACCGUACGGAACCCAUCAUGGAGUUCAGGUAGACUGUCGGGACAUUCAAAUCACGCCCAAACUAAAAGUCAAGUUCAACCUCGGACCCAAACUGAGUCCCGAGAGCAAACAGAAUUGAAGAACAAUCAACACACAGAGACCAAAGUUCAGAACCAAACCGUAACACAGACCAAGCAGCUAUCACAGUCCCAAACUAAAACCCAGACGUGCAGUCAGGAAAAGACACAUUACCAAAUCCAGAACCAGACCAAAACUUACACCCAGUACCAGACCCAAACCAUGAGCCGGGAGGACCAAAGGAUCCAGGAGGAGAGGAUAAUAAAGAGAGCAGAGAGUCUGACAAAUGAUUUCCAGGAGGCAGUGGCAGCACCCUGUGAGCCUCUACUGUUUGGUCACAUGUUUGUCAAAGAGCAACUGACUCCAGCCUGUCAGCACCAGACAAAUGGAUUCACCCUCUCCAGACCCAGGGACUUCAUCACAGCCUUGACCAAAGAAAAAGACCCCAGUGGGGAAAAUCCAUCAUCCAGUCAGGCCCAAGCUAAUAGCUCCAACUUCGGGUACCCCUCUGCUGCCUCGUCCUCGGCUUCUAUGGCUUCCAUGACCUCGGAUUGCAGAGUCACUGAGGUCAAGGACUACCGCUCUACGUCAUCCACAGGGAGAGAUAAAGCCUUGAACCAAAACAGGGAACUUUAUUCAGAUUCUGAAGAGACAGAGAAAAGAGAGGGGUCGGAACUGUGUGGUGGAGAUUCAUUUUAUGCAGUUAGGGAAGACUCAACAUCUGUAAACAUCAUUACCCAGCCAGCACACUCUGAGUCUAAUCUGUUUGCUCACAGCAUACCACAGUGGGAGAUUUCCAAAGAUGGAGAUGAGCAUGAUAAAUAUAAGCAGGAUAUACCAGCUGCACACGAUAUACAGGAUAAAGUUGUAUCAGAAUACAACAUUUCCACAGGACAUACUGACAAGAAAGACACGUUAAUCAAAGAUGUUCAGAGUGUUCAUGCAGGGACUGAAUACUUGGUUUGCACAGGACCCAUGGAUGGAGCGGCAACCCCAGGAGAGCUGGUAUUGAUGGUAGCAGCUAUACAGAGCCAGGCUCCAACAGAGUCCCACAGAUCUGCAAUGCCUCACCCAGGACUGGCUGGAGAGCAGGUCCAUGAGGAAACACUUUACGUGGUGGACGGAGGUGCCACAACUUCUGGAAAGAAAGAUGAGCCCCCAAACGAGCAGACGAAACUAAAUGAAACAAAGAAUGAUUUGAAUUACUCUUCAUCACAACCCAGGAUGAUUCUACAAGGUUCAGCAGUAAUCUUUUCAGGAGACCCAGCUUGUUACAAAUCCCCAGGAGAACUUGUAGUUCCACCAACCCUGAAUCAGCCUUCACACAUGACCUUUGACCCCUCGCAGGUUUCUAGUCAUACAGUCACAGAAACCCCAGAGGAUCAAAAAGCAAGAGGACGGGCAGCUCCAACUCCCUGGUCAUCAGCUCAAAACUCAAAUCUUACCCAACCUCGCCCUCCAUCGGUGCAGUCUGUAGACUGUCUACCAACAUUCACCAGCCAGAGGCCGCCAGACCUACCCACUACAAUGGGAAAAUGGGCUCUGUCUAACACCAGGAAUACCAAUAACACCUCUCCAUGUGAACAUAGGGAACCAGAUGAGCAGGGAUCCCCCACCAGCCUGCCCGUUUCAGGCAGUUGCCCAUCUUCCAGUCCCUCCUUGGAGACAUCCAGCCUGGUGGAGAGACCUAACCCAGCCAGUGCCAUCCAUGGCCAGGACAUAAGCCUCACCACCGCUCCCUCAGCCUUCAGACCCACCCUCAGACACCAUGCCCCUUCUCCUGUUCAAGCUUCUCCUUCCUCUUCCUCCUCCUCUGUUCAAACACCUCCUUGUUCCUCACCAUUCAGGAUUGUUCCUGGAUCUUCUCCCACCCCUGUCUCAGCUGAAGAUACCUCCCUGAACCCUGUCUCCAGGGCUCUUCCCUGUUUAUCUCCUACUCCCUCCUCUGGGAAGGGUUCCUCAAUGCAAGCUCCCCCUGCUUCCUCUCCUACAUCCUCCUCUGCUUUUACUCCCUCUUCCUCUUCUUCUGGGAGAUCUUCAUCCAUAAGAGCAGGUCCUCCUUCGUCCCCUACACCGUCUUCUUCUCUCCGCUCUCCUCCAUGCUCUUCCCCCAUUGCUUCUUCCUCUGCGUUUACCAGAUCCUUCGCCGCCUCCUGUAUCAGCCAGUCCAUCAGUCAAAGUAUUGCAAGAAAGAGCACUGCCCUGCAACAAGCCCCACCCACAAACACAGUACCCCAAAGCCCCUCUUCUCAUCUACGACGGCGCUCCCCUUCACCUAAACUCCCUCCUAGUAGUCAGCAGGGCUCCAGCACACCUGCAUAUUCCCAACUGGGGUGCACUAAAGAUGGGUACCAACAUCCAAGGUGUCCGCCAUCUUCUCUCUGGUCCUCUUGCCCUUCUGCGUCUCUCAUGUCACCUCCCACUUUUUUCCAAAGCUCUCCUUCCCCAUCUUUGAGUCUGGCCCAUCAGCCUCCCCACUCUCCUUCCCCUUCCCCUCGUCACUCAUUCCUUCACUCCAAAACAGACUCAUCACACAAUGCAAACAACAAUAACAACGUUAGCUUAGCUGGUAGCUGUAGCAUUAACCGUGCCGUCAGUAAUGGGGGUUGGACAGUAAGUCCCCAGAGGGCGCCAUUAGCGAACGGUAGCAGUAACGCCAUAGUAAUGCAACAGACCCAUGAUACUUUCUGGUCGGGGUCACACAACCGCGUAGCUCGGCCUUUUUCGGCUUCAGAACCUAGCUCACGAGUCCAGUCCCCAUCUCCCUCUCCAAUCCCUGCCUCAUUUACUCGCCUGACCUCCCCACCUCCUCAACAUAACUACUCCUCCCCCAUGGCAAACAAACCUCCCAACCCCCGGAGCACACGGGUAGGAUGUGCAAGUUCCCAUAACCCACUAGGCCUCACUUUGGAGCUACCCAGGGCCUCUUCAGCAGGUUCAGCAUUUGGGCAGUCUUCCACAUGUCUAAGCCCUCGGAUCCUCUCCCCGCCUCCUAUUGGUGUAUCAGUAAAUGUUUGGACAAAUAAUGUUGCAGCACCUCAACCUAGAAACCCUAGAUACACUUUGUGCUCUCCCUCUCCGUCGUUUUCGUCCUCAUUAGGCUCACCAACACUGGAGAAUGCCUCUUUCCCCACUGCCUCUUCUUCUUUGAUCCCUCUGCGUAGUUCCAGAGCCUCCUCCCCUUCUACCCCCUGUCCUCCUGCAUCCCAAACAACCUCUCAAACCCUCCGUAGGUCUUUCUCCUCCAACCUAGCAGACAGACCCCCUAGCCCGGCCCGGAGCAACUCUAGUGGAGCACGCCGCUCAUGGGCAGACAGCAGUCGCAGGUCCCUUGGUUUUAGUGGUAGUGGCCGAGGGUCCUUUGACCAGCAGGAGUCCUGUCCAACCAGUCCAAGGAGCGGAUGGUCCUCAUUCAGCAGCUCACCGUCCUGCCUCAGCCCUCGAGCCGGGCUUCAGUCCCCACUCUCACCUAGCAGGCUUACCCCAGGGAAGGGCACCCAUGGGGGGCAGCAUUUCACCAGUGUGCCCUGGCCAGAUGUACGAGAGCUUUCAAACAAAUAUAAUGGAACUGAUGGCCUUGAUACAAGUGCUACUUCCACCAUCAUUGCCUCGUCACCUUGUCCAACAGACAGCCAGACAGAAUGGGGAGACCCAGAGCUAGAAGAGGGCAGUUGUCGUAGUCAACUUAUCUGUGCCUAUGUUGCCCGGCCCUCCCGUGAACAAAACCUCACCACCUCAUGUGUGGUUCUCCCUUCCUCAGGCAUGAUCUCGCCUCCACUUGCCCCAUACCAGCACCACAAUUACCAAUCCCAAGUAAAAGCACAGUCUCAGGUCCAAAUCGCUGCCACAACACCUCCCAUACCCUCAGUCCCUUCCCCCUUGCCUGCAACCUCAUUGCCACUACCCUUUGCCCAGUCAUCUCCUACCAAACAGGGGAACCAGAAGACCAGUUAUGCUACUACGGUCAACCUCCAGAUAGCUGGAAGCGGCAGAAUAACUUCCUUCAGCACAGCCCAAGUUAGCCUGACCCAAACCCUGCAGGGUGGAGCCGGAGCCGGAGCUGGAGGACCAGGACAGGGGCAGUUGACGAGAAGAGUAAGCAUCAACGGACUGUCGCACCUUCCUUCCCCUCUUCCUCAGAACUAUAACAGACUAUGAGAGAAAGUGAGAAGUCUUCCUUUUAUGGCUUUACAAGACAAGAAGGGGCCACGCAGAAAUGGUGACGGAAAGAGAAGAGGUAUUAGAAAAGAUGUGCACUUGUGAAUUUGCCCCAAACACAAAGUGUACAUCGGAUGGUGGAUCUGGUUUCUAUUCAGUGGACCAGAAACUCCAGAGAUAUUGCCUGGCUUGUCGUGAACCAUGAACCCCUCGAGUCCCCCAUGUAGAAAAGGAUCUUUCUCAAAUCGUUCUUCAACUUGGGAAUAAGGUCACAUCUGAGGGACAUAAUGAAUGUUGUCAAGCCUACUCGACACUGAUUUUAGGAAACUCCCCUCAGUGGGAUGGGAUGCGUUUGGGGUCCGAUGUAAUGCGGACUAUAAAUUGAAUCUUGGUGGCUUCUGGAAAAGCUUCAUACCAAAGCAUUAAACAGACAACCUUUCAAGAAUGAGAAUUCUACCUGCACAUGGGCUCGUAUUUUUCAGUCUGGGCUAAUAACUUUGAACGGAUGCGAAUUCAUCCUUAUAUUGUAAAAAAUAAAUAAAAAAUAAAGGUUAAAAAUGGAAAUGAGCUGUGAUCUUGCUGGAUAAGCACCCAAAACCCUGAAUGUCCACAGCUAGAUGAUCCGAUUACACUCCUGGUCUCACAAUUGAUCCUGUUUGAAGUUACUCAGUUCACUUUCUGAACUCUGAACUCUUUCUAUGGAUGUGAUGACUUCUUGGAGGAGCUUUUUUUAGACACUUUUGUAAAAUUCAAUCUGUAACUUUAAGCAUUGUUCCAUUUUUGUUAAUUUGGUGGACAUGUUGAAGGUCCAGUAUCCAACCAGUGCUGUAUGCAAUCACAGUUACUUAAUGUAUUAUUAUUUUUGUUACUAUUUUGUUAAGUUUGUUUGUUGUUUCUCUAUUUUUUUUUAAAUAUUCUGUUGAACAAGCAUCAGUGUCUGGCCAUGUGAGGCCAGUGUUUAAGGUUGGUGAUAACUGUGGUUUUUAAUAAUCUUCUUUUUUAACCAUUUUAUUAUUCGUUUUAUUUUAUUGUUUAUUUAUGAAGUUAGUCUUAUUCUCUUUGGCACUUAUUAUCCUUAAAGUAAUGUCGGUAUUUUGCACAGCGUCCUCAGCUCUUGGGUGCAUGCAUCAAGUGUGAGUGUAUUUGGGUGUGUGAGUGUCUGAUAUGACGUGUCUGGGAGGUUCUCCUUGAACUUCAGACCAAACCAAUAUCUGUGUGUUUUUAGUGCUAUGUUUGUAUUGAUGUACUCAGUUGGUUCUUUGACUUUAGACUCCUUCCUGUUGUCAGUGUCCUUCAGAAACCUUGUAUCUUGGGUUUUCAAAAGUUGUAACAGAAAGUCGACCGGUUGGAAAAUUCUGCGGGAUAUUUGCAUACGAUGAAAGGUUUUAACUUCGUAGUAGUUUUGGCAAUACACAUGUGACGUAUCGACUCUUUCAUAUGUUAACAGUUGAUGAUAACCCUAAUGCUUAAGGCUUAUAGUGUUAAUAAAAAACCAGCAGGUCAGUUUACAUUGAAUUUUUAUUCUGGUUUAAUGUCCCUUCACAUUCAAACAAUGACUUGCUGAUUAUACACCAGAUUCUGUCAAAGUAUUUGAAAAAAAAAAUGAGUUUAAAGAUGGGAUUAGUGUUUUUAAAAUCCAAUUUCAUGUUAUCUCCCAGUUUUUAAAUGCAAUUAAACACUUUCCUUUAACAGUAACAAAAAUGCUGUUAAACUUGAGGUUGUAGUGUCACAAACCAUUUGGAGGUCAAAUAUAAAAAAUAAAUUAAAGAGACUUGUGGUAUCUGCAGGGCGCUGGUGACAAACUGGAGAUAACAUAAUGUUUUUGGGAGCUGGUAAAAAGGGCAAUAUUAAAUCUUCAUCCAGUAACCCUCAUAGAAUCAUUGAGAUGUACGGAAAAUAAAGGUAUGUGGUGCAAAAUCAAA